Molecule: messenger RNA, 3393 nt
Organism: Spea bombifrons (plains spadefoot toad)
Lineage: Eukaryota; Metazoa; Chordata; Amphibia; Anura; Pelobatidae
Exons: 8
Coding region: 73-3393 (1106 amino acids)
Molecular function (GO): protein binding
Source: RefSeq, a predicted model, not a curated record
UGUUCCUGCAAACUAAACUCUACUUCCUUUGUGUUAAAUGUUAGGUAAUAAAGGGAAUACCAUAAAGUAGAAAUGAGCAGAAAACGGAGGAAAAAUAAGAAAAGGAAGGGUUCGGACAGUGAAGAUUAUGAACAAUUGCCAUUUGUUUGCAGAUGCCAGAAGGUAUUUAGGAAACCAUUAAGUAAGAACGAUUCAGAAUCAAAAGAAGAAGAAAUUGGGAAUUCUGUCUAUCAAAAAUGGAAUUCUGGAACUGAUGAAACUCUUUCUCGGAGCAGGGAAAUGCAGACAAAAUCAUUUAAAUGUGAAGAAAGCAGUCAGGAAAUUGUCCACGGUGAAGGUAAUGAACUGGAGGAUGGGAGAAUACGUUCAACACCUAAUGAGACAGAAAAUGUUAUGAAGGUAAAACUAACAGAUAACGCUUCCUUGCAAAUGGGAGAGAGAAAUGAACUGUGUACUAAUCCAGAUGAACAAACUGAGAGUGGUGGAACAACUACUGCACAAGUGAAAUCAAAUUGUGUGCAUGUGAAUUUAGAAAUAAAAAAUGAGUCUGCUUCAAAAGGCGGAACCCACAUUCUAAUAACUAACCAAAAAAACCUUAAAAAAAGUCGUAGUUACCAUGAUAGGCAACAUCUGCAAAGCUGGCACAAUGAAAAUUGCACGUGGGACUUUGCUGGAGAUAGCUCUAAGACGGAUCAAGGCCAUUCCAAAAAUAAAAGGCAGGAUUCUGAAAAACCUUUUAUUAAACUAGAGAUUAUCGGUGAAGGGAUUGAAAUAAAAUAUAAGACUGUUAACCAAGAUUUACUAGUUUGUAUUGAAGCUGACAAAGUAAGAAAAGAGACAGAAGACAUUUUCAGUAACAGUUACGCACACAAUGCUGAUUACUUAUCACCUGAAGGGUCAUGUAACUCCUACCCAGUGUCUGAUUUUAGUGUUCAUGAAAGAAAGGAAUUUUGUGCAAAUUACGUGUCUCCUGAGUGGCAUGUAGAUGUCCCUCCUCCAGAGGAGUUUGCAGAUGGAGAACUUAUAAACACAAUUCCAAAAGAUGAGGCCUUACAUUUUGAAGACUCAGUGAAAGACUCUUGCUCCAUGCCAUCAAUAUCAUCUAGCUGGUCAGAGCUAGAAACUGAACAUAAACAAGAAAAAGAUGCCGACUGCACAGUUGAAAAUGGAGCUAAACAAGGGGAAACUGUUCCUUUGCAACACUUGACCGGCUGUGCUCAUAAAAUAAUUAAGCCAAAUAAAAUUCGAUUGAGCCAAGCAUCAUUUAUUUCCAAUCAAGAAUUUCAAUCCAGUCCAUCUGGCUGUUGCAAUUCAAUAAAAAAUAACUGGCCCUUUGACACCAAAAUGAUACGGAGAAAAACAUUCCCAGAAAUGUACUGUGGGUCUCCGAGAACUAUCUCCAGUCAUUCAAAGGAAGCCGUUUUUGACUCUGAAGACCAGUCAUUAUCUUCCAAAGUUCUCCCAGAGCUGCCCAUUCCUUCAAACUCAGUGACAUCUGGGCCAGUUUUAAGUUCUGUGGAUAUUUCUUGUGACCCAUAUGAUCAUAUCACUCCUAAAUCUAAUCAUGAGGAGUCUAUUGAUGUUUUUGUUGAAGAUUUCAGGGUUAUUUAUAGCCAUGAUGAUGGUAACAGACCACAGGAGAUAAAUUAUUCAGAGACAUCUUCCCUUUGUCCUCAGGAAAAUGUUGAUGUUGGUAUGAAUACAGCUGAUGAGGAGGAGGACUUUGAAGAUCUACUAAAACAUGCUGAUGAGCGUAUUGAAUUCACUGAAAGUGGCUUCGAUGAGGAAAUGCUGGAUAGUGACAAUCACACCGACCUUUUAGAAUCCCAGAAUAAAAGUUUUAUGUUUCAAAUUAUCCCACCAUCUCCAAGUACUUCCAAAGAAUAUGGUAUAGAAAAAUCCAAAAGUAGUAAAACCUCUACUGAGCAAGACUUGGAAAUGCAGGCAAGGGAUGUAAGUCAAGACAAGACUCAGUCAAGUGUUACAGAUACUGAAAUGGCCACCAGAAAACGAAAAGGUUCAGUUGUUACAGUUGUAACACAAGAUUUUGAGCAAAGGCUAUUAAUUCAAAAUGAUAAUCAUGCUCUAAGUGAUGUUAUCACUUCUAGGGCUCAAAAAGAAUCUAAACAAUUAUAUCUUAUUAAAAGAGAUUCAGUGCUUACACCAGUCCCAGAUGUAGAGGAACCAAAUCAAGACACUAAAGUGCACAGUUCCUUUGAAGACCACAACUCAUUGAUAUACGAAGAUAUUUCUGCUCAAACAUCACAAACAUUUGACCCAUUUUUAUCAAUAGAAAACCAAUAUAAUGAGCCAGAGGACACUAGUAUUAAAGAAGCCACUGAAACAGCAUGCCCUGAAUUAUUAGAGGAAAGUAAUGAAAUGUUUGACAAUUUCCAACAAGAUGACAUAUCUCCAAGGAACAGUUCUGACUCCGCAAUGCCAGGAACCUCCAUUGAAUCAAUGGCAUGUCAGGUUCCAUGUUUGGCCAAAUCAGAUUCAGAAGAAAAUGGUCAUAAAUGUGAGAAUAAAGAUGAAUCUAGUGCAAAACCCGGAAGUCCAAGGAAGAAGGCUUUUAAAAAGGACACAAGGUCCGAUAUGUUCAGCAAACAUUUGAAACUGCCUAAGGAUUCCGUUCUAAAAGAAUCUAGGGGAUGCGAAAGUUCCCAGGAAGAGGCAUCAGAUCGCUGGGCAAAAAAAAGAAAGCAAUUUAAAGAAAUGAAAAAUUGCAAUUCAGCAGGGGGAAGCUCUUUGACCAGCAAUAUCACUGAAGAAUCAGGAAACUCUGAAGAAACGCGUUCGGUAGAUCUUGCCAUCCGAUCUGAAAACAAGGAUAAAGCAUUGUAUACAGAAAGCUUUCAUUCAGCGUCAUGGAUUUUUAGAGGUGAUGACGCCAGUCCAGAUAACAGCCCGAGAUGUCUAAGCAAAAGACCUAGAUCUGUUGCAAUUCGUGAACGGACCGUGAGGAUUGCGAAAGGUACAGGAGACUAUCCUUGGGGAUUCCGCAUACAAUUUUCAAAGCCUAUCCUUGUUACUGAAGUGGAUACAAAUGGAGCUGCUGAAGAGGCAGGACUUCAGGUCGGAGACAUAGUAAUGGCUGUUAAUGGAACCGAUGUUACAAGUAUUCCCCAUUCUGAAGCUGCUACUCUUGCACAACAAGGCCCGGAUUUGUUAACUCUGGUGGUCGGAUCAGACAUCAGCCGCUUCCCCAAUACUCCCAGACCAACAUGUCGUGGUUAUCUUCAUAAGCGCACCCAUUCUGGAUUAUUGAAAGGUUGGAGGAAGAGGUGGUUUGUGCUCAAACAUGAUGGCAGCCUUCAUUACUAUAAGCAAAAAAAGAUCAACCUAGUGGAAUGUGUCCUGUUACAGACGUGUUCCAUGGUUGAUAUCUUAUAG